Dictyostelium purpureum is the source of this 1281-nucleotide messenger RNA. RefSeq lists its product as uncharacterized. Gene Ontology annotation, molecular function: hydrolase activity. NCBI's taxonomy places the organism in Eukaryota, Evosea, Eumycetozoa, Dictyosteliales, Dictyosteliaceae. The record is from RefSeq and is a predicted model, not a curated record. The transcript has 4 exons. Bases 1 to 1281 code for a protein of 426 amino acids.
AUGAAGUUUCGGAGCUUAAAUUUAAUCGUUUUUUUAUAUUUAUUAAUUAACCAGUGUUAUUGUAUUGGUUUAAACAAUGGUAAAUUUUGGCAUAUAACAGAUAGUCACUUUGAAUUUUCAUACGAUACAGCAUGCACAGAUAAAAAAAAUGACAUAUCACCAAUUGGAGAUUAUAAAUGUGAUACAUCACCAGAACUUUUAAUAUCAUCAUUCGAAUAUAUGAAAAAGAUGGAACCAAAUCCAGAUUUUAUACUUUGGACAGGUGAUUCACCACCUCAUUUUGAAAAUAAAAAUUUAAAUCAAACUAUAGUUUUAUCAUCUAUUAGUAAUAUGACAAAUUUAAUUACUGAAUACUUUCCAAAUACUAGGGUAUUUCCUUGUCUAGGUAAUCAUGAUUCAUACCCUCAACAUCAAAUUGGAAUAGGACCAAAUUGGUUAUUUAAUGCAACAGCUCAAAUGUGGUCACAAUUUUUAUCAGAAGAUGCUUUAGAAACUUUUCUGAUUGGUGGAUAUUAUACAGAGUUGGUUGAACCAGGAUUUAGAAUUGUUAGUUUAAAUACAAAUCUUUAUUAUACUCAAGAUAAACAAUGUAUUAAUAUGACUGAUCCAGCUGGUCAGUUAGAAUGGUUAAAUAGUACUUUGGCAAGUGCAGCUUUAGCUGGUGAAAAAGUUUGGGUUAUGGGACAUGUUCCACCAGGAUAUAAUGAAAAAUAUGAUGUUUUCAAUUUCCAUAAACAAUUUAACGAUGAAUAUUUAUUUUCAUUUGGGGAAUAUGCAGAUAUUAUACCAUUUCAUAUAUACGGACAUGAACAUACCGAUUCUAUUAGAUUAUAUUAUAGCGAUAUUGAUAGAUUAGGAGGUGUACCUGAUGGUAUAAUGUUUUUAUCACCAAGUAUAACACCAUGGAUGAAUAAAUAUCUACCAACAUUACCAAAUAAUCCAGGUUUACGUAUGUACCAAUAUAAUACAACUGAUUUUACUUUGGAAGAUUACUAUCAAUUUUGGACCAAUUUAACAGCCGAUAUCGAAAGCAACACAAUUACAUGGGAAUUGGAAUAUCAAGCAACACAAUUUUUCAAGGUUAAAGCUUUAGAUGCCAUAUCCAUGUUUGAAGCAUUCUUAUUAAUCCAAUCAGUACCAGAACAACUCCAACAAUACUACUUUUACAAUAGUGUUUCAUACCCAACAAAAGGAUGCGAUGCAGUAUGCAAGAAACUCCAACUUUGUACAAUUAGUUGUCCAUUUUCCAAAGGAUUUGCAAAGUGUUUAAUAGAAAUUUAA